This is a messenger RNA of Peronospora matthiolae, 264 nucleotides long. The record is from the annotation of a GenBank genome assembly. NCBI's taxonomy places the organism in Eukaryota, Oomycota, Peronosporomycetes, Peronosporales, Peronosporaceae.
AUGGCAUCGACUACACGGAGACGUUUUCCGGUAGUCAAGUACGUGACGCUGCGCAUGGUAGUUGCAAUCACGAAGUACUUUGACUGGACACUGGACCUACUGGACGUGGUGACAGCUUUGCUAUGCGGAGAGAUGAAGGAAAAGGUAUUCUGCGCGAUCCCAGAAGGGGUCGAAGUUGAUGAAGACUUUGACUGCUUCGAAUUGUUGAAGGCGAUCUACGGACUAAAACAAGCAUCGCGCGUAUGGAACGGAGAAUUUCCAUGA